This is a messenger RNA of Dracunculus medinensis (Guinea worm), 1713 nucleotides long. The record is from the annotation of a GenBank genome assembly. NCBI's taxonomy places the organism in Eukaryota, Metazoa, Nematoda, Chromadorea, Rhabditida, Dracunculidae.
AUGUUGGCUUUGUAUUCGACAACAGUAGGGCAACAACGCUGUGUUACAGGAUCACGGACGCAAAACCUUUCUAUCGUUGAGACACAAUUGGCUGCAGUCGCUCCAAAGGAAUAUGUUGGUUACUUUGUGGCCACUUACUGCAAAACAACGCAAACUGAUGAUGAUCGCAUAUCAGCUGGUGAAUUCAGUCUUGGCUCGCAAGAAUUUGAUUAUGAUGAAGAAAUGAAUAUAAUGGAUAAACAUCUCGAUAUUAAUUUUGAUGAAUCACCAACUAGAGAAAUCGCUAAUAUUCUGCCUAGUUUUCAAUUUAAAAUACGUCAACAAUUAGAUGCAAAUGAAGAAAUUCAAGAAGACGAACAAAAAGUUCCCGACCUUAGUGAAGAAGAAAAACUUCAAAUUUUGAGUAGUCAAAAGUUUCAACAGUUUUUCGAUUAUUCAUCUCGGGUAAUGGAACGACAACUAGCAGAAGAGACAGACAUGUUCAUCGAUUACUCUCAUGGUGGUGCUACUGAUGAAAAAGAAGAUAGUGGUGAAAAAUUAAUCUUAUCUCGAGUAUUUGUUGAUCCGAAGUGGAGUGCAGGAAGGGCGAUAACAGGCAUCGACAAUUGUGAGCAGUAUCCUGAAUUGAUUGCCGUUUCAUACGAUCAAAAUCCCGAAUCGCCUCUUGAUCCAGCUGGCGUAGUUCAAGUUUGGAAUAAUCGCUUUAAGAAAACAACUGCCGAGUACACUUUUUAUUGUCAGUCUUGUGUUACAAGUGUUGCUUUCGCUCGGUUUCAUCCAAAUUUGAUACUUGGUGGGUGUUAUUCUGGUCAAAUUUGUAUGUGGGAUAAUCGACUCAACAAGAAGACUUCAGUGAGCAAGAGUCCUCUGUCAUCACAGGCGCAUACCCAUCCUGUAUCCAGUAUGGCAAUAGUUGGCAGCCAAAAUGCACACAAUUUAAUCAGCGUAUCAACAGAUGGUAGAUUGUGUUCAUGGAGUGUAGAUAAUCUCAAUCAGCCCAUAGAUGUUAUUGAUUUAUCAUGGAACAAGAAACAGGUUACGUGUACAAGUAUGUCAUUUGUACUGGAUGGCGUUAAUAAUUUUGUCGUUGGCAGUGAAGAAGGAAACGUAUAUAUGGCUAGUCGACAUCGAAAUAAAGGCGAUGUUAAUGGUAGCUUUGAAGGUCAUACUGGUCCCGUAACUUGUGUGGAUACGCAUAAAGCGUCGAAUGGUGUUGACUUAUCGCACUUAUUCCUGUCAUGUUCUUGCGAUUGGACUGUAAAAUUAUGGAGCUCAAAGGAACCAAAAUAUUUAUGCUCUUUCGAAAAACAUGGUGAUUAUGUUAUGGAUGUCGCUUGGUCGCCUGUAAAUCCAUCUGUUUUUACUUCUGCAGAUGCCAGUGGAAAUCUGUUUCUGUGGAACCUUAAUGAGGAUAUCGAGGCUCCUAUCACUAAGUUGCAAGUCGAAGGUGGUGUCGGAGUGCGGAAAAUGAUGUGGAUGCAGAAUGGGCAUCAACUGGCAGUUGGCGAUGAACGAGGUAACUUGUGGCUAUACGAUGUUCAUGAAAGUAUUGCUAACUGCAGGCCAAGUGAAUGGACAAGUUUAGCAAGAACAUUACGUGAUAUGAAGCAAGCGAAUGAGGAAGCUGAAGAAUUGUUCGAGGUUAUGAAUAAAAUUGGCUCAAGUGCAGUCCCUACUAUUACUUCCGUAGCAACGGGAGUAUCUGUGAGAUAA